Messenger RNA from Magallana angulata, 657 nucleotides. RefSeq names its product zinc finger CCHC domain-containing protein 10-like. NCBI's taxonomy places the organism in Eukaryota, Metazoa, Mollusca, Bivalvia, Ostreida, Ostreidae. The transcript has 4 exons. The record is from RefSeq and is a predicted model, not a curated record. The coding region runs from base 22 to 498 and encodes 158 amino acids. Gene Ontology annotation, molecular function: zinc ion binding; nucleic acid binding.
AGUUUAUAUUAUCGAGCAAAAAUGGCUUCCUCGUAUGGAGUUCGACCACCUUCAUUUAGAAAAAAACAGCCGAGUGCAGAGAACUUUACCUGCCAGAAAUGCCUACAGAAAGGUCACUUCACAUUCGAGUGCACAGGAAAACGCAAAUAUGUUCACAGAGAAUCCCGCUCAAAGGAAAUGGCUAAACGGAUGAAGAUGGAUGAGGAGAAAAAGCAAGCUGAGCUACUAAAUAAAUGCACUUCGAUACAACAUAAAAAGAAAGAAUCCAAGAAGAAAAAAAGAAGGUCUGUCAGUUCCUCUUCCUCCUCAAGUUCCUCAUCCUCCAGCGACUCAUCCAGUGACUCAAGCUCAGAUUCCUCAGAUGAUGAUUCCAGCUCCUCUUCAUCAUCCUCAUCAUCUUCAUCUGACAGUGAUUCUUCUUCAUCAUCUUCAUCAAGCAGUUCUGAAUCUGAAAAAGAAUCUAAAAGAAAGAAGAAGAAGAAGAAACAGAGAAAGUAAUAGCCUGAUCAUAUCAUGCCAUGGACAAAAAGAACUUUAAAAUCUAAUUCAAGUUAAUAUUUUUUAAAACUAAGAUAAGGAAGAAUCAGGAUUGAUAUCUUUUAUUUUUAAUGACCAAAUGUUUUGUAGUAACAAUAAAUUUGUGUAGUCAAAGAUCAA